Molecule: messenger RNA, 972 nt
Organism: Neurospora tetrasperma FGSC 2508
Lineage: Eukaryota; Fungi; Ascomycota; Sordariomycetes; Sordariales; Sordariaceae
Exons: 3
Coding region: 197-880 (227 amino acids)
Biological process (GO): protein targeting to ER
Cellular component (GO): signal peptidase complex; membrane
Source: RefSeq, a predicted model, not a curated record
ACCCGCCGUUGAUGACAAUAACAACAGCACCACCUGCCAACCUUUUCCGCCGAAAUAACCUGGACCUGCUGAUGAGGUACCCCAGGUGGCAUUGGAACAAAGACCUGUGUUUAUAUCGACGUCAACGGGGCGCUGGCUACCCCCUCCUUCGGAGUGCAUCUUGAACCCCAAGCUUCAAGACAACAUAUCGCCCACCAUGUAUACAUCAGUAGUAAGGCUACAGAAUGUAUUUGGCUUUUUCACAACUGUCGCCUUUGUAGUCGCGGCCUUCAUCGCCGCCUCCGACUUUCUUACCGAACGGGCGCCCAUUGUUCGAACCCUCAAGACAACCAGUGUCCAAGUUGUCCGAGGCCGACCGCACUACUACAGCAGCAAAAAGGAAGAAUACGCCGUCAUCAACUUCUCCCUCGACGCCGACCUCUCCUCGCUCUUCACAUGGAACACCAAGCAAGUCUUCGUCUACGUAACCGCUGAGUGGCCAGCCGCCGACCACGCAAAGACGAACGCAACCAACGAGGCCGUGAUCUGGGACACCAUCAUCACCUCCCCCAGUGCCGACCACCUGGCCAACAUUGGUCCUGUGGCCAUGAAGAAGCUGCGGAAGAGCGCGGGCGGGAAGAGCAUCGAUCCUAACCGCGGCAAACUCUCACUCAAAAACCAACGCCACAAGUACAAAAUCACCCACCCCUCCGGAAAGCUCGCCAUGACCGACAAUGUCACCCUCCGUUUGCACUACAACGUCCAGCCGUGGGUUGGUCUACUCACCUGGGACCAGGACGUCGACUACGGGUACUGGAAGGCUCUGAAGAACGGGGUGAGCAAGCGCUUCAAGUUGCCUGCGAUUAAGGAGAAGAAGCCGGCGUCGGCGGGCGCCCGGUAGCCGUGACAUGGUAUGGGAGAUGCAGGAGGGGCGAGAAAUAAGGAUAACUAGCAUAUCUAGAGAAGAAAGCGUAAUAAAAUUAUGAUAACGCC